AUGGGAGAGACACUUGCCGGCAAGAACCAGGCAUAUUGGAACCAAGCCUCCCAGCUUGUGUUCAAAGACAAAUGGGUGCACGAUCUGCAGAACCAGAUUUCCGAGUUUUUGACCGGUAGCGUUGAAUGGAUCGGCGUUCGGCCCAAUACUGGCGAGGAUAGCCGGCAGACGAAAUUAAUGGAUUAUGCCUGUGGAAAUGGCAUUGUUUCGCGCUCCCUACACCAUCUAUUUUCUAAAUGCAUUGGAGUCGACCUGUCAGAUGGCAUGCUAGACAAAUAUCGUGCAACCGCUGCGGAACUAGGCCUCGAUAAGUCACACAUGUUGGCUGUUCAAGGUGACCUCCUGGCUCCCACAGUAGGACCGACUAAUCCUCAACUCACUGAGGAGGAGCUGAAUGGUUUCGAUUUGGUGGCUAUAUGUAUGGCAUUGCACCAUGUCGAAGACAUCGCUUGGGCCACCAAACGUCUCGCCGAAAGACUGCGACCAGGCGGUGUUCUUCUCAUCAUUGACUGGGCAACGCUUGAUUUUUCAAAUCAGACUGAACAGCAAGCUGGAGUGCAGACAAAUUGGGAGAAUCACCACCAUCACCAUCACCACAUGCAUGACAUCAUAGAUCCAAAACAUCCUGCAGCGCAUACCAUCUCCCACGACAGCUUUUCACGGGAUCAGAUAUUCUCUCUUUUUGAACAAGCUGGCUGUGGAGAGUCUCAAUUUGUGCUGGCGGAUCGACUAUCGCCCGUUCCCGGCGCCCGGAGUGGGGAGAUGCAGCUGUUCUGGGCUCGUGCAACUAAAUUGUAA
Molecule: messenger RNA, 798 nt
Organism: Penicillium soppii
Lineage: Eukaryota; Fungi; Ascomycota; Eurotiomycetes; Eurotiales; Aspergillaceae
Product: class I SAM-dependent methyltransferase
Exons: 3
Coding region: 1-798 (265 amino acids)
Source: RefSeq, a predicted model, not a curated record